This is a messenger RNA of Myotis daubentonii (Daubenton's bat), 3396 nucleotides long. It is a transcript of the gene PPP1R3E, whose product is annotated as protein phosphatase 1 regulatory subunit 3E. Lineage: Eukaryota; Metazoa; Chordata; Mammalia; Chiroptera; Vespertilionidae. Gene Ontology annotation, biological process: regulation of glycogen biosynthetic process; regulation of transcription by RNA polymerase II. Gene Ontology annotation, cellular component: protein phosphatase type 1 complex; nucleus. The record is from RefSeq and is a predicted model, not a curated record. Gene Ontology annotation, molecular function: DNA binding; glycogen binding; protein phosphatase 1 binding.
AAGUUCAGAGUGUGUGAAAUACUGCAUUGGUGGAAAGUCCAUUUUAUUGUCGCUGUUUUUUUGACGGCGGAAACCAGGGUCCCAAAUAUGAGGCAGAGCCCCAGGUCUUCCUUACUGCGCGCAGGGAGGUGCCCUCCGGCAGUUCGUUGGGAACACCUGUUUGGUGCCAGCCGGACCCGGGAGGCAAAAGGUGCCGCGCUCCCGGUACCACCCCCCGUCUUUCCGGGUGGCAGGACAUUGGAUCCGUCUCGGGAGCAAGUUCCCGGUAGCUCCAGGCGCUGCGUUUGCAGUGACGCUGCUGCGGCCGCUGGCCCCUUUGCUGGGCAGGCGCGGCUCGUGCGUCAGGCUAAGGGAUGCUGAAAGGGACCCGCCCGGAGGAAACAACUGGGAAGUGGUUGCCGGCAGCGUGGACAGCCCCGCAAGGCGCCGCGAGUUCCUCGGGGGAUGCCGGCGGCGCAAGGCCGCGCACCCGCAGCUAUCUCUGAAGGGCACAGAUCAGAAAGCAGCAUGCCUCCUAAUAAAGAGGCCAGCAAUCUUAACACCUCCCCUGCGGGGCUCAUCUGCCUCCCUCCGAUCUCCGAGGAGCUCCAGCUUGUGUGGACCCAAGCCGCCCAGACCAGUGAGCUGGAUGGCAAUGAACACCUGCUACAAACCUUCAGCUACUUUCCCUAUCCCAGCCUAGCAGACAUUGCCCUUCUCUGUCUACGCUAUGGGCUGCAGAUAGAAAAAGUCAAGACCUGGUUCAUGGCCCAGCGCCUGCGCUGUGGCAUCAGCUGGUCAUCUGAAGAAAUAGAAGAGACUCGAGCUCGAGUGGUAUAUCACAGGGACCAACUCCAUUUCAAAUCUCUCCUCUCUUUUACUCAUCAUGCAGGGCGGCCCCCAGAGGAGGUGCCUCCUUCUCCAAUGCCACCUCCAGAACAAGUUAGUCUUGGAAUAGUGCCCCUGACUCUCAGUGAGCCCGCCCAGAUGAAAGGAUUGAAGGUAGAGCCUGAGGAUCCCUCAGAGCCAAUGAGUCACCAGAGAGCAAAGGAGCCUCUGAUGGCACCUGGCAGUGGGGCAUUCUCCCACCAAUCAGGAUUUUGGCAGGAUAUUCAAAGCAGUGAUCUCUCUAAGGAGCAGGCAGGCAGGGGUCCUGACCAAUCACAUGGCCUAGGUACGGCUUCCUGGAACCACUCUACAGCUGUCCACCAGCCACAAGCUCGGGAUAAAGCCCCACCAAUCUCAUUACUUGCCAGUAGUUAUAAGCAGGGGUCAGCAUGUAAUGUGACUCCUUCUUCCUCUACCUCUUCCUCUUUCCAGAUACUGGCUAAUGGAAUUACAGUCACCUCUAAACCCUCCCAGCCACUGGGCUGUCUCCCACAGCCACUGUCACCCAAUGAGCAGGCUCUACCCAUACACGUGGAGCCAGCCUGGCCCCAGAGGCUGAGGCCUAACUCAGUACUAGGCAGCAUUGGCCCUGCAGAGUACCUUUCCCCUGAUACCCAACGCCAGCGAAAGACCAAGCGCAAAACCAAAGAGCAGUUGGCUAUCCUCAAAUCGUUUUUUUUACAGUGUCAAUGGGCACGGCGCGAGGAUUACCAUAAAUUAGAACAGAUUACUGGUUUACCUCGGUCUGAGAUUAUUCAGUGGUUUGGCGACACACGCUAUGCCUUGAAGCAUGGGCAACUAAAAUGGUUUCGGGACAAUGCAGUACCUGGUGCCCCUAGUUUCCAGGAUCCAGCAAUUCCCACACCAUCGCCUUCAACCCGCUCUUUGAAUGAAUGGGCUGAGACACCACCUCUGCCAGUGCCCCCACCUCCACCGGAUAUACAGCCCUUGGAGAGGUACUGGGCAGCCCACCAACAGCUACGGGAAAGCGAUGUCCCUCAACUGAGUGAGGCGUCAAGGCUUAGCAGCCAGCAGGUACUGGAUUGGUUUGAUUCUCGUUUACCUAAGCCAGCUGAGGUGGUGGUUUGUCUAGAUGAAGAGGAGGAAGAGGAGGAGGAAGAACUGCCUGAAGAUGAUGAAGAAGAGGAGGAGGAGGAGGAGGACGAUGACAGCGAUGAUGAUGAUGAUGAUGUGAUCAUACAGGACUGAAUGGGGGCUAUGGGAGGGGCAGUCUUACUAAAAGACGAACCAACUUAGUAACUGUUUAAACAAAGAAACCACAUUUUAAAAAUUACCUUGUGGCAAAGAACUGAAAAGCUUUGUGUUUUUUAAGUUGGGGGAAAGGUGGAUAUUUUGAGGGUGGACCAGGGAGGAUGAGCAUAAGGCACAAAGUGAGGUGGGGAUUGAAUGAGCAGAAAUUUCAGGCCUUAGCUUCAGUGAAGAGUGCUAAGGAUCUGGCCCUUUACCUAUGGGCUGGGCCAAGGCUCUUGUUCUCAUCUGCUUUUCUUUUCCCUUAGUAUACCACAGGGCAGCUACGCCUUAGUCCCACGUCUAUAGGAGGAUUGGAAAGGCGGAGUAAAGAAUUUUGAUUCCAGUGCAUCCCUAGUUCAGGCUUAGGGAAUGUCCGGUCCUGCCAAGGCAAUAGGGGUGAGUUAAUUAAUUAAAUGUUUGACCCAAACAGCAGGCUAAUUUUUAAGUUUAUAAUUUUGUAUGGCCCAAGAAUGACGCUCUAAAUAUCCUAAUGGCCCUUGGCAGAAAAAAGGUUCCCCACCCCUGGCCUAGUCCCACCAUUUUUCCUGGAAUACAAGGCUGCCUUGCACCUCUCCUUUUCUCUGAGCACAAGUCCACCCUUAAUGCAGCUAAGAAUCUCAGUAUGUCCCAGUCUCACAGAUAUUUAAACUCUUCCUCAUACCAACUCCAUGUUUUACCUGCUUCAUCGCUGAGUCGCAGAGGAAGCAGAAUGUUUUUUCUGAUACGGGGACCACUUUGCCUUGUACCUUUUUAUCUCUUUCCAAAAUCCCCAUUCUCUUCACUAUGUCUCAGGGUAAAUCUUCCCCAUGGAGCUUGUGAAAAAGUUUAAUAACUGGGUGGAGAAUAAUUCAGACUGGAUAUUUAUUGGAGGUGGGAAUUAGGAGAGAUGUCUUUUUUAAAAAGUAGAAUUAGGUUACGGAAAGGUAUAGGAGAGGGGAUGGUUUCUACUGUUCGGAGGACUGCAGGUAGGCUCCAGGCUUGGUUUUACAAGCCUGACACCCUCCUGCUUAACUUGGCAGAGGCUGAUUUUUCAUCUUCCUGGUGUUGGUUCAAUUUUGUAUCCGGAAAAGAGACUUUUCCCUCUCUUUAUAGGAUCUGUCUUGAGGGCAGAGGGAUCAUGGUCUUUAACUGAAUUUAUUGAUGUUUAAGAAUGGUUUUCAUCAGUUGGGGGUCAGGUAUAAUGAUAUCAAUGAGUUAACCAUCUAGAAAUAAGAGUGGUAGCCCCAAACUGCUAGAAUAAUAAAAAGGCCAAAAAUAAAAAUUUUUCUCUCUCCUCCA